Paramecium tetraurelia is the source of this 546-nucleotide messenger RNA. RefSeq lists its product as uncharacterized. Gene Ontology annotation, cellular component: cilium. NCBI's taxonomy places the organism in Eukaryota, Ciliophora, Oligohymenophorea, Peniculida, Parameciidae. Gene Ontology annotation, biological process: lipoprotein transport; cilium assembly. The record is from RefSeq and is a predicted model, not a curated record. The transcript is spliced from 4 exons. Gene Ontology annotation, molecular function: lipid binding.
AUGCAGUAAGUGACUCCUGCAUAUGUCAGAAAUCUGAAUGGAAUCACACAAGAUUUCUUGUGCCCUGUAAAUGCCAACACUUACAAUAUUCAAUUCUUGAAAUUUAGAAUAAGAGAUAUGGAUUCUGGAUAAACACUAUUUGAGGUUGAGCGAGAUCAAGACGAGGAGUCGAUAGGUAGAGAGUAUGUUGAUGAUGAGGCUAGACGUAUAAAAUAUCAUUUCGGGCCUUAAUUUUUUGAAUUAAAGACUGUGGGUGCUUAAUUGACUUUUUCAGUGGGCAACAAACCUGUCAAAAACUUUACAAUAAUAGAGAGACAUUAUUUCAAAGAACAUUUAUUGAGAAGCUAUGAAUUUCAAUUUCCCUUUUGCAUCCCCAACUCAACGAACACUUGGGAACACAUCUACACAAUUCCAGAGAUAGACGAGGCAAUGAGACAGGAAAUGAUAAACAAUCCAUUCUAGACAAAAUCAGAUAGUUUUUAUUUUGUGGGAGAGCAACUCGUGAUGCAUAACAAGGCAGAAUAUGACUAUUCACCUUUUGAUUGA